This is a messenger RNA of Fragaria vesca subsp. vesca, 918 nucleotides long. Its product is annotated as F-box/LRR-repeat protein At3g59210-like. The transcript has a single exon. The coding region runs from base 1 to 918 and encodes 305 amino acids. Gene Ontology annotation, molecular function: protein binding. The record is from RefSeq and is a predicted model, not a curated record. NCBI's taxonomy places the organism in Eukaryota, Viridiplantae, Streptophyta, Magnoliopsida, Rosales, Rosaceae.
AUGGCCGAUACAGUUGAGUUACCAGAUAUUGCGAUCUGCCAAAUCCUCCAUUCGCUUUCUACUAAGUUUGCAGUCCGGGCCAGCAUUCUUUCAAAGCAAUGGGAACGUGUCUGGCCCUUGGUCCCAGUAUUAGAUUUUGACGAGGACGAGAAUGCACCAAAUGGUCACAAUGCCAGCCCUCGUCAACACAGAAAGUUCCUGGAGUUUGUGACAAUGUGUUUGAAGCGUCGUGAAGAAGAUAAGUUGUUACAUAAAUUCUGGCUUCGCAUGGCGUACUGUUAUUACUGUAGAGACUGUGCAGAGCUCAUGGAUAAGUGUUUGAGUUUUGCUCUUGACAGAAAUGUUAUAGAGUUGCAUAUUGCUAAGUCAGACUACUUCUUACCUCAUAAAGUUCUGAAUGCUGAAUGUUUAACUGUUUUAAGUAUGGAUUCUAUUCAAUUUAGAGGUGAUGAAACUGUAACUCUUCCUUCUCUGAAAUCUUUGUCUCUAAUCUGUAUAAGUUUUGGUGAUUUGGGAUUCCAUCACCUUGUGGCAGGGUGUCCUUCCCUUGAGAAUUUGUCAGUAGUUAAGUGCACAGGCUUUGAGAAAAGAGUUAUAGUUAAAAGUUCCACCCUUAAAUCCUUGGAAGUUUUCAACUCAGGUGUUGAACUUCAAGUUGAAGCUUUGAAUCUAGAAACGUUUAGAUUUGGCCAAAAUGGUCAUGCUUCCAACUAUCGGAGGUUGUUAUGCAACAUUCAAUUCUCUUCUUGUGGAGCACUUAGAAAUCUAGCGUUUUUUCAGGCAUGGUUUGUAGGUGCAUGGUUUGACAACUUGAGUUCAAAAUUUCCAGUUCUUGAAAGUUUGAUCUUAUAUAAAUGUGGCAUCGACAGGGGAGAUCUCAAAGUGUUUAGUAAGAACCUGAAACAUUUUGUAUUGUGA